UCUUUCCAAGUUGUGUGAUCAGGGAAAACAAUAUUCAAGUGUUUAACUUGAAAUUGUUGUAUUAUAAACGUGAUCUGAAACUCAAUACAUAAACAUAUUUAUGAAUGCAGAAAUAAAGACAAAUUUAAAGGGUUACCAAACGUUCAAGCACCACAAAAACUUUUUUAAAUCAUAAAAAAUAACAAUUUAACCAAGGACGACCUUUUUAAAGAACAUUUGAAACCCUUCCUUAACAUUAGGUAAAUAUUUAAAGCGUUUUUAUAUUUUUAUAUUUAAAAAAACACUAAGGUUUUGUGUCACCUACACCUGGCAGGUUAACGCAGUUCAGUCCUUAGGUAAUGGACGGUUCCAUUUCAGUCUGAGCGUUACUUUUAUACACACAAAUGGUCUGAUUGUGGCAUUACUGUAACUUAUAUUACAAUGCACGUAUCUCAUGGAUUGCGUCUGUUAAGCUGAGUUUCUCUGGUCAUCCAAUCCUGAAUAUUUUAGUGAACUAUGAGUCUAGUGGACUGCAGAUUAUGGAUCGGGACAGUCCAUCAGCUCAGCUCUGACUGCAGCCUAGCUGUAGCUAUAUAAGAGCGAGCACUCCAAGCUUAUCCAUACACACACUGUCCCAGCCGCAUGCAGAAAAGAUGAGUUACGGUUCAGACGCCCACCUGUCCUCCUCCACCUCCGCCUCUUCUUCAUACCGAAAACUGUUCGGGGAGUCUCGCUUCACUGCGGGUUCCUCCUCCUCCUCCGCUCGGAUGAGGACUACCAUGGUGCCGGGCAGCUUCAGGACGCCGCCGGUGUCCCGCAGCCUGUCCAUGGGCUCGUACCGGAGGUCCGCUCGGUCUCUCCUCUCUUCAGGCGAAAUCGUCCCCCUGGACAUUUCCCAGACAUCAGCGCUCAACAGUGAAGUGAAGAUCAUCAGGACCAAUGAGAAAGAGCAGCUGCAGGGCCUGAACGACCGCUUCGCCACCUUCAUCGAGAAGGUGCGCAGCCUGGAGCAGCAGAACAAGGUGCUGGAGGCCGAGCUGGUGACGCUGCGCCAAAAGCAGAGCGAGCCGUCCAGACUGGCCGAGCUGUACCAGCGCGAGAUCCGCGACCUGCGCGCGCAGCUGGACGAGACGAGCGGGGACCGGGACCGGACUCUCAUCGAGCGGGACGGAACGGAGGAUGAGCUGCAGAAGAUCCGAGCCAAAUACGAUGGCGAGGCGAGAGCGCGCGAGGAGGCCGAGCAAGCGCUGCGCUCCUACCGCAAGGACGUGGACGACGCCACAGUGGCGCGCCUGGAGCUGGAGAGGAGAGUAGAGUCCCUGCUGGAUGAGAUGGACUUCAUGAGGAAGGUGCACGACGAGGAGGUGGCCGAGCUCACUACCAGCAUGCAGGCGGCGCAGGUGUCAAUGGAGCUGGACACAGCCAAGCCUGACCUCACCUCCGCGCUCAAGGAUAUCCGCGGACAGUACGAGUCGCUGGCGUCCAAGAACCUGCAGUCCGCUGAGGAGUGGUACAAGGCCAAGUUCGCCAAUCUCAAUGAACAAGCCCUGAAAACCAACGAGGUUAUCAGAGCCACCAGAGAGGAGCUGCAUGACUACAGGAGGCAACUCCAGGCUAAAACUGUGGAGAUGGAGACCCUCAGAGGAACCAACGAGUCCCUGGAACGCCAAAUGCGAGAGAUGCAGGAUGGGCACAUGGCGGAAGCUGCGGGCCUUCAGGAAACAAUUAAUCAUCUGGAACUUGAACUAAGAAGCACCAAGACUGAGAUGGCCCAUCAUCUAAGAGAUUACCAGGAUUUACUCAAUGUCAAGAUGGCCCUGGAUAUAGAAAUUGCAGCAUACAGAAAACUGCUUGAAGGAGAGGAGACCCAUUUUGGUGCUGGGAUAGCUUACUCCAGCAUCAGCCACGACAUUACCAGCAUGCACUAUGCUGGCUACCAGGGUCGCUCCUCCUCCAGCUCAUCCCGCAAUCCUAAGAAAGAGAAAGAUGAAGAGCAGAGCAAAUCCAAGUCAACAGCUCAACAGGAGACCACUGGAGAACUGACUGAGGAGACUUCAAAGAAAAAAGAGAAGACGGAUCUAGUGGAUUUUAAUUCAAAUUAGACUAAUCAAUUCAGAUCAAUAUCCAAUUAAACAGCAUAGCCUUUUGUUGUUACAUUGAGGUCAAACUUUUUUUACCUUUCUCUAGAAACCAGAGAUGUUUAGCCCACUGUGUUGAGUUGAUUAGAUUUAUUUCCCUCAAUAUUUCAAGCUCAGAAUGUGCUGCUGCUAGACGUGAAUGGUAGGCAGUAGAAGUAAUUUUCGAAUACUGUCUCUGUGAGCAAUUCCACAGACAUGCCAAAGUCAUUGAAUAACAGUAUGUAAGUUGAUCAAGAAAAGGUUGGCUUGGUAAUGCCCAUACGUGUAUAAGCUGGGAGGUGUUAUGUUGUGGGUAAGGCCAAACACUGGUUAACAAGCUCACGGUAAGGUGAUGUGAGUUUGAAAGAGGGGACAUUAUUUUUCUGAAAUUAUUUCUUAAACCACAGUGUCACAAAAUAACAGAGCGGGAAUACAUCACAGAAAGCAUUCCCACCUACAGUGGACAACACAGUGGGUGGUAAGGAUUGUAACUAGCAGAAUGUGGCUAUCAUUGAAGUAACUCUGGCAGAAACCACAUCCACAUUCAUUGUAGAUGGCCCCACACAUGCUCAUUUCAUGGGACAAGGCAAAAGAUUCGUGACAGUCUUGUGCCACAACAUUUGGCAUGUCAGUGUAUAUGAGAGUAUUCUUCGAAGUAAGCAAAAACAUCCCACAGCAUAAGAGCGGAAUUGUUUUUCUUCUAGACUCUUGUACGUUCUAGUUUUAGCAAAGACACCAGGACCAAAAGAAGCCACAUGAGCUCAGUUUGACAGCAUAACAAAGAUAAAAGGCUGUGUGAUCUCUUACAUCUAAUAAUAACAUUUAAAAUGAAGUAUUUUUAGUACAUGUUGUCACUGCUGAAAGACACAAAUAGUACGUUUCUAAAACUGACCAAAGCUAGCACACACCGCAUAAUAGUUUUAGGAGAAUGUCUUAAAAGAGCACAAAGUGUCAUUAUUAUCUAAUGUCCCGAAUGUCACCUUUAUUACAUGUACUGGACCAUGUAAUAUAGAAAAUAAAUAAAUAAAAACAUUCUAUUAGUCUG
Messenger RNA from Astyanax mexicanus (Mexican tetra), 3141 nucleotides. It is a transcript of the gene inaa, whose product is annotated as internexin neuronal intermediate filament protein, alpha a. Gene Ontology annotation, biological process: intermediate filament organization. The record is from RefSeq and is a predicted model, not a curated record. Lineage: Eukaryota; Metazoa; Chordata; Actinopteri; Characiformes; Acestrorhamphidae. The transcript has 3 exons. The coding region runs from base 633 to 2081 and encodes 482 amino acids. Gene Ontology annotation, cellular component: cytoplasm; intermediate filament; postsynaptic intermediate filament cytoskeleton. Gene Ontology annotation, molecular function: structural constituent of postsynaptic intermediate filament cytoskeleton.